AUUUUGCUAUUUUUUCAGGUGGGGAAGGUGAUUUUUUAAGCUAUUUUUGAAUAAUAAUAAUGGACGGGCAUAGGCAUUCGGUUGAUAUACCUAUUUCAAAAGCUUUGGUUGCACUUAGGAGAGUGAGGUCAUUGAGAGAUCCAUCUACUAAUUCAAUGAGUAGGCAUUGUUUUGUUGAUAAUUUGAACUGGGAUACCAGCUCAUUUACUGGUAUUUCACUUGGAAUGGAAGAUGGUGUUAUGAUUGAAGGUGUAGGAGAUGAAGUGGAACGAUUUAUGUUGGCUAAUCAGUCGAGAAAACCGGAUUCUGAAUUCGAGAAUGUUAGUACUGUUUGUAGAAGGAAACAAGGAUUGAGAUUAUCAGCCCAUGAAAUUGUUUCUGGUAAGAAAACUAUGAGUGAACGUUAUUGCAAUGGGUUUUUAGACGGAGGAUUGGAUUCAGCAAGUUUAACACCUAAGAGACUUUCACAGCAUGAAAAGCAUAAUAGAAUGUCUAAAGAGGCUGUUCGUGACAUUAUGAGUUUUACAGGUAGUCCUUGUUUAUCUGGCAAUAAUGUUUCGUUAUUAGGAAACGAUGAUAAUCGUCAAAAUGGAUGUGGGAUAUCUUGUUGUUGGUCAGCCACUCCUACUCUUAGGGAAUCGAGUGUUAAUUCUGAUGUUGAAGGUCAGCCAUUGUUAUCAGGGGAAUUAGGAAAUACAUGGAAACAUGUAAAAGGUGACAUUUCUUCUGCUCAUAUGGAGAGCCCCUGCAAUCUGAGUAAUAAGUUCAGGCCAAAGACAUUUAAGGAUUUGGUUGGCCAAACUGCAGUCAUAAGGUCUCUCAUUAGUUCCAUUGCCAGUUCUAAGAUCAUAUCGUUUUAUCUUUUUCACGGGCCUCGUGGAACAGGAAAGACUUGUACUUCAAAAAUAUUUGCUGCUGCACUUAAUUGUCUUGCUUCUAUGGAGGAUAGGCCAUGUGGUGAAUGCAGAGAAUGUGUUAUGAUUUCUUCAGGAAGGGGUAGUGAUGUGAAUAAUAUAGAUUCGACGAGAGUAAAUAGGGGAGAUAAGGUUAGAUCUCUUAUGAAGCUUGCGGCUAUCCCACCUGUUUCUUCUCGGUUCAAGGUAUUCAUAAUUGAUGAAUGCCAUUUACUGAAAGAGGAAACAUGGGCGAUUAUUUUGAAUAACUUGGAUUCCAUUUCUCGACAUGUUGUGUUUGUUAUGAUCACUCCAUAUUUGGAAAAGCUUCCCCGGGUUGCAAUUUCGCGUUCCCAAAGAUAUCAUUUCCCGAAGAUUAAAGAAGCUGAUAUUACUAGUAGACUAAGGCAAAUCUGCACCGAAGAAGAACUACUUUUUGAACAAGUUGCUCUAGACUUCAUUGCUAUGAAAUCGAAUGGCUCACUUCGCGAUGCAGAGAUGAUGCUCGAGCAACUGAGUUUACUUGGAAAAAGAAUUACCCUGACACUGGUUUAUGAUCUAAUUGGAGUUGUUUCGGAUGAUGAGUUGGUUGAUUUGCUAGAUCUAGCUUUGUCAUCUGAUACUUCAAAGACGGUUAGAAAGGCGAGGGAGCUUAUGAGCUCAAGGAUCAGUCCUAUGCAACUGGUGACUCAGCUCGCAAACCUUAUAAUGGACAUACUUGCUGGUAAAUGCUAUGAAGGGAUUUCUGAAGCCAGGAGGAGGUUCUGCAGUAGAUACACUUCAGAGACCAGUUUGCAGCAGCUAAAUCAUGCACUUAAAAUUCUUUCUGACGCUGAGAAGCAAUUGAGUGCAUCGAAAAAUCAAAUGACAUGGCUGACUGCAGCCCUAUUACAGCUGAGCUCCAUCGGAUCUUGUUUGGAUGUCAAUGGUUCAACAUUAUGCUUAACAACAGUAAAUGCAAGAGAAAGUGAUUGUAGCACAUCAUCUACCAGUGAGAGCAUGAAGUAUCUUAUAGCUUCUGGACACAAGAAGCCAGAAUCACAGAAUUCAGCUAAGCAUGAAGGCGUAGAAUUGCAACCAAUAUGGAACAAAACCAUUGAGAUAUGUGAAUCUAGUUCUCUGAGGAAACUCUUGAAAAGACAUGGGAAAUUAUCUUCUAUUUACUUUGUCCAAGGUCUGGCUGUUGUUGAAUUGGCAUUUCAUCACUCACGCUAUGCAUCUAAAGGCGAGAAAUCUUGGAAACUAAUUGCCACUGCGCUGCAGUCUGUUUUGGGUUCUAAUGUUGAGAUUCGCAUUCAGAUUCUCCAUUCUAACUCGGUUACCCAAUACACUAAAUUCAAGAUGCCAUCUUUUAGUUUCUUCAGCUGUUCCCGCAGGCACCGGGAACCAACUAAUUCCAGACAUGAUUUGUCAGACCAUUCCGAUUCCACAUUUGAUAGAGCUAUUACUAGAGACAAAUCUGUUGACGUUCUUUCUUCCAAAUGUGCGUCUCAAAUCUCUAGUGGCUUCUGUAGGAGAGAAGUAACUGCUUGCACAAUAAGAGAUUUCCGAGGGAAUGCUCUGAGCGUUCAAACGCCUAGUAGAAUCUCGACAGAUCAUAUCACAGUGAAUGGUCAGUCCGGGCUUGCCAGCUGCAGUUGCCAGUAUUUGACUCCUGAAGUGCCAGAUAAGCAUCCCGGCUGUCUUUACUCUGCACUGAAACUUCCAAAGAAGGAAGAACUUUCCAUUACUCCUCAUAUAUGCAUGAGUUCCCAACCACAAAAUCAUAUCCCACUUUCGAUUAUGAAAGAGUUUUCUGAAACACAUAUCUGUGGUGAUAGGCGUCAUUACUCCUGUAAAGACACUGAUCGCAAAACAAGGGAGGACUCAGAGAUGAAUUGCUGGACCAACUCAUCUUCUCAUCUUGGGAAGCAGGUGAAGGAUCAAGGGCAAAGAAGCUUUGUGGGAUUAAUCCUUCCCUGUACAGCUGCCAAGUAAUUUAUUAAUUUGUCUUUAAAAAAAAGUAUGGAUUGAUCUAUUGUUCCAAGUUAUUUACUAAUUUGGGAAUUGGAAUCACAUUAUUUGAAUGGAGGAGCUUUUUGUGUUCUCUAACUUAACAUGUACAUGCCAUUACUCAUUUAGUUUAUCUUAUAUUUAA
Messenger RNA from Impatiens glandulifera, 3030 nucleotides. Its product is annotated as protein STICHEL-like 2. The transcript is spliced from 7 exons. Bases 60 to 2870 code for a protein of 936 amino acids. NCBI's taxonomy places the organism in Eukaryota, Viridiplantae, Streptophyta, Magnoliopsida, Ericales, Balsaminaceae. The record is from RefSeq and is a predicted model, not a curated record. Gene Ontology annotation, molecular function: DNA clamp loader activity; ATP binding; DNA-directed DNA polymerase activity. Gene Ontology annotation, biological process: DNA repair; DNA-templated DNA replication. Gene Ontology annotation, cellular component: nucleus; DNA polymerase III complex; DNA replication factor C complex.